Molecule: messenger RNA, 309 nt
Organism: Histoplasma capsulatum G186AR
Lineage: Eukaryota; Fungi; Ascomycota; Eurotiomycetes; Onygenales; Ajellomycetaceae
Exons: 1
Coding region: 1-309 (102 amino acids)
Source: RefSeq, a predicted model, not a curated record
AUGAAGACAACUAUCACCAGACUAUCUAUUGAACUGAAACAGCAGAUUGCAGACCAUCUGAAUAUGAAAGACAUUGCAUAUCUAGCUUAUAUCUGCAAAUUCUUUCUCUUGAUUGAGCUAUAUCUUUAUAAGACCAUCAACUUGAACACCUCCAAGAAGACAUAUUUCCAUGUGUUAAAAUUGUCAGCAAUGAUCAAUAAAGAUUCAACUCUGGCUGAAUAUAUCAAAACACUCAAGAUCAGUGAUCUGAGAAAAGAUGAUAUCAGACAGAUGAACAAAUUGAAUGAAUUGAUGAAAGCAGAGGAAUGA